Messenger RNA from Chenopodium quinoa (quinoa), 1919 nucleotides. Its product is annotated as AT-hook motif nuclear-localized protein 16-like. Bases 958 to 1761 code for a protein of 267 amino acids. The transcript has a single exon. NCBI's taxonomy places the organism in Eukaryota, Viridiplantae, Streptophyta, Magnoliopsida, Caryophyllales, Amaranthaceae. Gene Ontology annotation, molecular function: minor groove of adenine-thymine-rich DNA binding; DNA-binding transcription factor activity. Gene Ontology annotation, biological process: vegetative to reproductive phase transition of meristem. The record is from RefSeq and is a predicted model, not a curated record. Gene Ontology annotation, cellular component: nucleus.
UCCAUGGAGCAGUCAGUGUGCGCCCAAACACAAUAUGAGCUGAUACAUAUGGUGAUGCCAUGUGCUCGAGUAGGUGCAUGUUCAAAGCAACCUUACCAAUGGCAGUAUCUAAAGUUCUAAACCUAGUAAUCAAACUUGUAUUUUCCCAACAAGCCCUUUAAACAGACUCACUUUGAUCCAGGCAGCCGCGAUAGAGCCUUACAAAUGGCAUCAGCUAAAUGUGUUCAAAGCAACAAAGGUCUAUGAUGCUCAAAUUCAUCAAUCACAACUAUAUGUUACGGAGUAUUGUGAUUUGUCUUAACAGAGAAAGUUGACAGUAGCAUCAAAUACACCAAGAACUGGAAUCCUUCAGAUGUUUGAUUAUCUGAAACACAGUCACAAUCGAGCCCACACGAGUAAUAUUCAUUUUCGAACAGCCCACACUACAGUCUGAAAUUUCUUUGUGAAUCCAUCUGCACUCUGCAUUUUUAAUAUUCAUCUACAGAUUCACUCUUUAAUCCCUUUUAGAUAUGUCACAGACUCACAGAAAUCACUUUUGUACUGUAAUGAUAUGGAAUUAUAAUUAAUUACUAGCAGAUUGAACAGACCACAAUACAGUUGUUACAAUGAUUUUGGUGAUGCUACAUGAAGUAUUUGGACUGAUAUUGUGAUAUUAUAGGCGUACUAUGUGAUUUAUGGUGGUACCAACUAAACGUAAAAAAAGUUAAGUUAAUGAGAAAACACAAUUGACAUGAGAAUCUCUUGCAGGUAUAACCAAGAUAUAAAAAAGACAAUCUACAAGUUUGGUGAAACUUAAUUCUCUCCUAAUCUUUGAUCAUUCUUUUCGGUUUUUUCGAGUUUCCUAUUGCUUAAUUUAUCCCAUAAUUUCUGUACUUAAACCCCCCAACAUUAAACUUCUCCAGAUCAUCCAUUUUACUUUGUUGUAAUACCUUUAUAGCAGAGUUCAAAAUCAUCUGCAUGGCAGGAAGCAUCGACAUGACUGUACAUGCAGUUGAAUCAAAUGGUGUCAAAGACCAAAGCCACCAGAAACCAGGGAUGGAUUCAAGAGGACUCCUCAUCCCUUCGAAGGUACCAAAAGCGGUGCCCCUGACAGCCCAACCAGCUGACGGAGAGCCCAUCCGGAGGCCUCGUGGCAGGCCUGCUGGGUCCAAGAACAAGCCUAAACCGCCAAUUAUCAUCACGAGGGAGAGCCCUAACACACUAUGUGCACAUGCUAUGGAGGUAAGCUCGGGUUGUGAUGUCAAUGAAAGCCUGAUCACUUUUGCUAGGAAGAAGCAGAAAGGAGUUUGCAUACUAAGUGGUACAGGGUAUGUAACCAAUGUUACUCUAAGGCACCCUUCAUCACAAGGCCCUAAUGCCAUUGUAACUCUCCAUGGUCGAUUUGAGAUUCUCUCUCUUCUCGGAUCCAUACUUCCACCACCAGUUGCACCACCAGGUCUCACAGGUCUAACAGUUUACUUGGCAGGCCCACAGGGGCAGGUCGUAGGUGGGGGAGUGGUGGGUGCCCUUAUUGCCUCUGGUCCUGUAGUUAUUAUGGCUGCUACUUUUAUGAAUGCAUCUUUUGAUCGUUUACCUAUAUGCGAAGAGGAGAAUGAAGUUGCUGCUCAAAAUCAAUGUUACCAGAACAAUCGCCGCCAUCACUACCAGCAUAUUGAUGUGUCCGAUGUAUGUGGAGUUCCGCAGAAUUAUAUGAGCAAUGGCAGGGCUUUGCCUCCUGAAGUAUACUCCUGGGCAUCGGGUCGAUCACUGGCAAAGACCUGAAGCUGAGCAUUUCUAUUACUUUUAACAAUCUCAUUGGCUUCAUAUCUUCUACUAGGAUCAGUCUCUCCCAACUAGUUUAUCUUCUGAGCAGUUGACAUAUUUCUACCUAUAUACCUUGUACUUCAACAAAUUUAUAAAUGGCAUAAAUAUUGACAGCA